CGAUCAAGAAGUGUGUCUAUUGUCAAUAGUGUAUCGAUAUGACAGAAGCCAAAUUAUACAGAUUUCUGUUGGUUAACCUGGUCACCAACUUCAGGGUGCAAAACGUGAGAAGCAUUCGCGUAUGCAAACAAACAAACAAACAAACAAACAAACAAACAAACAAAAAACUUAAGUAGGCUACUGCAAGUGUCACUUUUGGGGCUCCGUAAAUUCUCUACCGACUUAAUGGAGAACAUAAAUCCCGUCUUAUUUGGAAGACCGAGCUCUUGACGCCAUAAAGCCACUAAAUGCAGAAUAAAAUGAUGAAGAUGCAGACGCACAAGAGGAACAUUAAUCUGAGUGAGAUGGAAAAUCCACUGACAGGCCAUCAAUGUGCAACGUGACCUGACCUGUACCUACACUUGUUUAACCAUCCAUGUCUAAGCACCUGCAGCAGGGCCAGUCAGUGGCGACAGGAUGACAGUGGCCCCCUGGGUUUGAGGGUCUCACAAUAACCACACUGUUGGCUUCAGGACACUUCCUGGGAGGAAUUUCCGGCAGUGUAUACUUCAUCCAGCAAUCGCCAAAGGGUUAUCUAUUCUUAUGGUCGGUGAUGGUGUGACAGACACAUCUUUCACGCUCUGAUCUUCCCGAGGGGGAGCUACUGAGGUUUAGCUGGCAGAUGAUGCAUCAGGGGGAGGAGGAAAGGCCGUGUUUAUCUGCUGUCCCCGUGUCACAGAGAGCUUCUGAGGAGCAUUCAGCUGCCAGCGGCAUCAGCAGCCUCAGCCAUCCAGCUGUUCACCUCACUGCCACAGCUAAAGUGAUGAGUCCCAGCCUUCCCUUUCAGGACUAAAAGUGGACAGGAUGUCAAUUGGUUGGACUAUGAUUCUAAAAGAUGACUCAGGUGUAACGGGCUGGACAUGGCGUGUUGGGAACUACCUGCUGCUCUCUAUUUCUCUAAUUGGAAUGCAAGUGAGGUCGGACCUGGAAUUUCCAAAGGACGGACACUAUGUGUGGAAAAUGGGUCAGUGGGGCAGGUGUAUGGGAGAAGAAUGUGGAACUGGUGGGGUUCAAUCCAGGACAGUUUGGUGCAUCCACUCAGAAGGCUGGACCACGCACCACUCCAACUGCCGGCACUCCGACAAACCUGAGAGCCAGAGGCCUUGCUUUAAAGUGUGUGAGUGGCACCAGGACCUCUUCGAAUGGGAGGUUUCAGAAUGGGGGCCGUGCGUUCUAGCAUCAUUCCAUUCCAAUGAGCUCAAACUGAGGACGACGGAGUGUGUCACGGCCCAGCAUGGCAUCCAGAGACGGAAGGUCCACUGCGUGCGCACUUCAAACCGCACAGCGGUUACAGAGAGGAUAUGCGAGUUCUUUUCCCCACGGUUGGCACUUGAACAGGCCUGCUUAAUCCCCUGCCCUCACGACUGCAUCGUAUCCGAUUUCUCCUCCUGGUCUGGCUGUAGUCGAACAUGUGGCACGGGUCUCCAGCAUCGAACCCGAAAUGUUUUAGCGGCGCCGAUGUACGGAGGCGCUAACUGCCCUAACCUCACCCAAACAAGGACUUGUGCGAACCUCUCGCCCUGUCCCGUUGGGGAAAGUGAGCAUCACUACAGCCUUAAAGUUGGCCCCUGGAGUGAGUGCAGGCAGCCGCAACACAAAGGGCUGUGGAUGAGUGGAAGGACCAUGCUGGACUUUACCACAGGAGAUACGGAGAGGAACACCGUCAAACGACACAUCCAGAGCUCCCAGCACCACCAUCACCAUCUCCACCACCACCACAGCCUCAAGGGCUUGGAAGUGGAGAUCGGCUAUCAGACGCGCCAAGUUCGUUGCGUGCGCAGCGACGGCAAGAACGCCAUGCUGAGUCUUUGUACCCUUGACAACGGCCCUGGAACAUUCCAGUCAUGCAUUAUGCCCAGAGACUGCGAGACCUCUGAUUGGUCUGUUUGGAGUCCAUGUUCAAAGACAUGUAGGGCAUCGGAUAUGUCGCCUGGUUUUCGGGUCAGGACUCGAAGCAUAACACAGACUCCUAUUGGACUAGGCAAAGAAUGCACCGCUCUUGAAGAAAAGGAAGCUUGCAACAUCAUUGGAGACUUACUUCCAAACUGCCCUAGGUAUGUGUGGAAGAGCACAGAUUGGGGGGACUGUCAAGUGGCCCCUCUUCUCAGCCAGCAGGACAGACGGCUUAACAAUGUAAGCGUUCUCUGCGGUGGAGGGAUUCAGACCAGGCAGCUGUACUGCGUCCAGGUCCCAGACAACUCCAGCCCUCAUCACAGAAAAGAGGUGUCUAGGCCAGUAAGUGGGCGUCUGUGUACAGGAGAUUUGCCUUCUGGGGUGCAGCCCUGCUCUAUACCGUGCCCACAGCUAUGCCUGCUCUCAUCCUGGUCCUCCUGGGGGGCCUGUCUCCACGACAACUGCAUGGAAACACAUGGACGAAAAGGCUACAGGCAGAGGAGAAGAGAGGUGCUGGAGGAAGGAUCAGGAACCGAAAGCUGUGCCCAUCUCCUGGAGUCAAUGCCCUGUGAGGACCCAGUGUGCUUCCUGUGGCAGGUGCAGUCUGAGGGCGCUUGUGUGCCCACCGAAGGGAACUGUGGAAAUGGAACCAGGACUCAAACUGUGGCUUGCGUCAACUCACAAGGGCAGCUUGUUCCUGAGGAGCUCUGUGAAGAUGAGCCACCCCCUAAAGAGGUGUCCUGUGUGAUGGCCUGUUCAGGUGACUGUGUGCUCAGCUCAUGGUCUGAUUGGUCCUCCUGCUCCCACAGCUGCUCCAGUAAAAGCUCAGAGGGCAGACAAAGCCGCACACGGACCAUAUUAGGCUUACCAGGAGAAGCUAAGGCAUGUCCAGCUGCUGCUGCUCUAGAGGAGUGGAGAACUUGUAAUGAUCAUCCAUGCAUCACAUUCUACUGGGAAGCGUCGCCAUGGGGACCAUGCAUUGAGGACUCCUCCAUGAAUCUAAAUGGCACCGGCUACUGGAACGGAACGGCCACCUGUGCAGUCGGGGUGCAGAUUCGUAAAGUGGUCUGCAUGAAAACGGGCGUCGGGCCAGUUAUUCCCAAAAGGUGUCCAGAAGCUGCCCGACCAGACACCAUUCAACCCUGUUUACUUCCCUGUAAGAAAGAUUGCAUUGUGACUCCUUUCAGUGAAUGGACAGCCUGCCCUACCACAUGCCUGCCAGUGAACAGCAGCGUGCCCUCGCAGUCACGAUACAGGUUCAUCAUCCAGAGGGCGGCCAAUGGGGGUCAAGAGUGUCCUGAUACUUUAUAUGAGGAGAGAGAAUGUGAGGCUCUUCUGGUUUGUCCUAUUUACAGAUGGAAGACACACAGAUGGCAUCCAUGUACUCUGGUCCCAGAUUCUGUCCAGCAGGGAAUGACGGGAGCCAGUGAAUCGUGUGGUAAAGGAUUAGAGAUGAGAGGAGUGAGCUGUGUGGACGAGUAUGAUGAGAUGGCAGCCGUGUCAGAGUGUCUCCGGUGGGCCGGUCCGAUGCCGUCACGCUUCAGGAGCUGCUGGGUGCCGUGCAGGGAUGACUGCACCUUCAGCUCCUGGUCGAAAUUCUCUGAAUGCUCUGGCUGUGGGAGCCGACAUACCCGCAAACGCACACUAACAGGCCGGAGCCGGAAACAAGACCGCUGUCAGCGUGAAGACUUGUACCCUCUGGUGGAGUCCGAGCCCUGUCCGUGUGAGGAGUUUGUUUCUCAGCCGUAUGGUAAUUGGUCCUCUUGUAUCCUAUUGGAGACCCCGGUGCAAGGAUCCCUUCAGGGAUGGAGGGGUCGGCGAGAGGUGCGUGACUGCGGUCACGGAUUACGUUAUCGUGCCGUGGCCUGUCUGGACCACGAAGCCCACCUGGUUAGCCCAGACCUCUGCAGUGAAUCAGGUCUGGUGGAAGAGGUCUGCCACAUACCCUGCCCUCUGGACUGCAAGCUGAGUGACUGGUCACCGUGGUCGGCCUGCAGCGCCUCCUGCGGCAGCGGGCUGAAAAUCAGGUCCAAAUGGCUACGGGAGAAGCCGUUCAAUGGUGGGCGGCCAUGCCCCAAACUAGACCUGAAGAAUCAGGCUCAGGUGUAUGAGGCUGUGCCCUGUCGCAGUGAGUGCGGUCAGUACGAGUGGGUAACAGACCCCUGGUCAGUCUGCACCAUCAACACAGUGGACGAGCUGCCAGCCUGUGGUGAGGGGGUCCAAAGCCGCAAGAUUCGGUGUAUGAGGCGUGGCAGUGAGGAUCUGGUUAGCAGUGUGAAUGAGACCUUCUGUGACCAGGAUGAAAUCCCUCCCCAAGCUCAGACGUGCAUCUUGCCGUGCCCUAAUGACUGCGUGAUGUCCCAGUGGAGUCAAUGGAGCACCUGUUCAAUACCAUGUAAUGAAAGCACAGUGAGGAUGAGGACGAGACACGUGCUGCGCCCCCCAGUGGCCGACAGAGUGUGUCCAGACAGCAGCCAGACAGAGCCCUGCAGCCUCAACAGCACCUGCUUCAAUUAUCACUACAAUGUCUCCAGCUGGAGCACCUGUCAGCUGAGCGAACAUGCCAUCUGCGGCCAGGGCACGAGGACACGACUUUUAGAUUGCAUCCGCAGUGAUGGCAAAGUGGUGGAUUUGAGCGUGUGCGAGGAGCUGGGCCUGCCUCAACCAUGGAGACUGACGAUGAACUGUGUGAUGGACUGUCCCUUUAACUGCAUCCUGUCUGACUGGGCACCCUGGACCGAGUGUUCACACACCUGUGGCAGUAAAGGUGUUAUGACUCGCUCUCGCAGGGUGCUUCAGCAAGCUCAUGAUGAGGGACGCCCCUGUGCCUCUCAGCUAUCCCAGUCCAAACCCUGUCCCAUCAGCCCCUGUUACACGUGGCUUCUGAGCGAUUGGUCUCCCUGCACAGUGGAGGGGGCAGAAUGUGGAGAGGGCAAGAGGGAGAGGAACCUGACGUGUGUGGUGCACUGGUCAGACUGGCUGGACAGCCCCUAUCCUUCGAAAACAGUAGAGGACGAGAAGUGUGGAGACCGUGUGAGAAAGGAAAGCGAGCAGGAACUGCAGCAGCCGUGUUUCGUUCCCUGUCCAGGAGACUGUCACCUCACAGAGUGGUCGCAGUGGAGUUCCUGUCAGCUGACGUGUCUGGAAGGACGCAGUUUUGAGACAGUGGGCCGUCAGGCUCGCUCACAGGCUGUGGUCAUACAAGUGCUGGAGAAUCAGGACAGCUGCCCUCACCAAGUCUUUGAGACACGUCCAUGUAAAGGAGGGAAAUGUCACAGUUACGAGUGGAGGACCAGUGCCUGGAAUGACAACGAAAGAUCAGUGUGGUGCCAGCGGUCUGAUGGGGUCAAUGUGACAGGGGGCUGCUUUCCACAGAAUCGGCCAACCACUGUGCGGCACUGUCACCCUCCCUGCACCAAACCCUUCUCCCACUGCAAGCAGAGCGGUGUGUGCGGCUGUGAGAAGGGCUACACUGAAGUGAUGACCACACAUGGAUUCCUGGAUUACUGCACCAAGACCCCAGGAACUGACAACAAAAAGGCAGAUGUGAAGACCAGCUCGGGAAGAUUAAAACCAGGCACCACUCAGAUCCAGGACUUCUUCGGCGAGUGGUCCCUGCAGCCGCUCGGCCCAGAUGGAAGAAUAAAGCUGUGGGUCUAUGGGUUAACAGCUGGAGGAUUCAUUCUCAUAUUGUUCAUAAUCGCUGUGGCCUUUCUGUUUUGCAAACCAUCCAAACAAAGUAAAAGUGCAUCUCCACCACAGAAGCCCUUGACUCUGGCCUAUGACGGGGAUGUGGACAUGUGAUCAAGCUCUCUGUGACAUUCAUAUGUACAUUCAAAGCACAAGCUGGACUACGUGCAACAUUUUAAUAUGUUCAUCUCUCCAAGGCACACUUUGGAUUUUAGAAAAAAGAAAAAGACACAAGGAGUAACAGAUAGACAUGAAAUCUGCAGCGUACACAAAACGUUGUAUGCACAACAGCAAGGACAAAGGUUUUGGAUCAGUGGAUGUCGUCAUGAAAAUCGUGACAUUUAAAGAGGGUACGAGACACAGCUGACAUUCCAUGGACCAGAUGGAGGACUUUGACAUUUUCUUGCCGUGAUAUUUCUUACAUCAUAACAAAAAAAAAAAAAAAAAAAGGAAAAAAAAGUUGUGCCGAAUCUAUUGUAUCAGUCGUAUUAAAAGCCUAGUUCACCCAAAAAUGAAAACUGUGUCAUCAUUUACUCACCCUCAAACCUGUAUGACUGGAUCAUGACCGGACAACACGAUCAUUGAGUCCAAUUAGUGAAUUAGUCAUUCAGAACUGCUUUGUGAACUGAAUCAGUCAGACUCAAAAUAACUGAAAAAAUAAUUGAAAUUUGAAUGUCUCACAGAGUUAUUGUAUUAAUAAUAAGGUUUGAAAUAUAAUGCACAAGUUGUAUGUAUAAAUUGCACUUAUAUUAUUCCAUAAUUAUAAUACUUUCAUUAUGCUUUUGCAUCCUUUUUGAUGCUUGAAAGCUCCAGUCGCUGUUCAUAAGUGCAUUGACAAGAACAACUAAUGCAUCAUUAAAAUGUAUCCUUGUAUGUUCUACUGAUAAAAUAAAAAGUCGUACAGGUUUGCAACAACUUGAGGGUGAUUAAAUUACAGAAUUUUCAUUUUGGUGUGAACUAUCCCUUUAAGGCGAUCUGACAGUGACUUUUUAACAGAGAACAAGAAAAGACUGAUGUGUUAUGCACUAUAUUAGUGCUUAGUCAUUGUUUAGUUCCCUCUUGAUUUAUGUUCAACCAGAUUUUGUAGUGUUUUUUCAUUGUGAUGCAAGGACUUUGCUGUAAACUGGUGUUUUCGUGUGGAAUGUCGUGUGUAUGCGUGUGUAUGAUCCACACAGUAAACCAAAACACAGCUCAUUUAGACGCUGCGAGAGGUUAAGGUGGUGAUCUGCUGGUGUGCUGCUUCCACACGCCUCAGUUUGUCCUUUAACCUUCGUCUAGCAGCUGAAAAAAUGAUGAGGUCUGCUCCAACACCAGCAGAUAAUGAACUGUGUUCCUGUGACACGUAGAAGAGUUUUUGAAAGUGGCUUCCUGCAAUAUCCUGCGGUUAGAGGAACUAAUUUAACACAGAUACAGUUGACCAAUGCGUUUGUGUAGAGUCUGCAUGAGCAUAACACCGGGAGAGGUGCUUCAACUCUAUGAAUGUUCAUCAUUUUCAAUAAAGUACAGGUGCUGGUUCUGUAUUUUAAUAAUAUUCCUGCUAGUCCUUUUUUGGCUUUAUUGACUGACUUCUUGCUGGAAUAAUUGUCUUGAUCAUCUGUUUCAAGACCAACAGUGUCAAGGUUCGCUUCGGUCCUUGUACUGCCACGUGACGAAACCUCUCCUAAAUCUCUACGGUCCUCAUUAUAAUAAAAUAAUUUGUGGUUUUAAGCUACAAAAGACCCUUGGUUCAUAGGGUCUUACUCCACCAAAAGAAUGUAUUCUGUAUGUGUUUCAUACAUGCACAUGUAUUUUUUCUUUCAGUUUUUUUUUUUCUUUUUUUCCCAUUUGUGUUUCUGCUGCCAUCCGUGUUGGCUAGUAAGUCUACAUCAAAAACAGAUCAGAACAGUUCCUCUCUGUUUGAGACUCAUCAGGAUGAUCUGCUGCUCUUAGACUGAUUACAUCAAAAGGCUUUGGCGUAUUUCUAAAUUAGUCCACUGAUGUGAGAAGCUAAAAUGUGUAUAGCUUAUAAUAGUUUUAUUAAUUUAUUUUUUUCAGGGGUUGCUGACAAACCCCGGAAAAAACGGCAAUAUAUAUUUUGAAGCCCAAUUGUGCGUGUGCAUGCUGGAUUGAUUUUGUCAUACCCUGGAUUAUUCCAAAAGUGGCCUUGCAUUUUUAUGGAAAUUUGCUCCUAUAGUGACAAAGUCAACAGUGUGUUUUGUUCGUUUGAUUUCCUUGGUUUUUCUUUGUUGCCCCUUAGAACUGACUUGUUUACAUGGCUUCUUCUUCUAAAAUGUUCAGUAUGCUCUCAGCACUAUAUACAGUUGCCUGUAAAACACUGACCUUUAGUUUACAUAGUACUUUCUGUUUUAAUUGUGUGUACUUGAAGAGUUGAACGAAAAUGCUAAUAAAUUGUGAUACUCUGUGGGAAAUUAAGUUUCUCGUUAAUCAUAUGUUAAUCUGCAUCAAAGAUGGAUGGUGUUUUCAGCUAUUUGGACAGAAAUGAGGCAAAUGUUAUGUCUUUGUGC
Messenger RNA from Cyprinus carpio (common carp), 8126 nucleotides. Its product is annotated as thrombospondin type-1 domain-containing protein 7B-like. The transcript has 32 exons. Gene Ontology annotation, biological process: actin cytoskeleton organization. Lineage: Eukaryota; Metazoa; Chordata; Actinopteri; Cypriniformes; Cyprinidae. Bases 844 to 5736 code for a protein of 1630 amino acids. The record is from RefSeq and is a predicted model, not a curated record. Gene Ontology annotation, cellular component: plasma membrane.